AUGAAAAACGGCGAGUUCGGAGACGGCGAAAAGGUGCUGCGUGCGAAAAUCGAUAUGGCUCAUCCGAAUAUGCUGCUGCGCGACCCGAUCAUGUACCGGAUCCUGCAUGCCGAGCAUCAUCGCACCGGCAACAAAUGGUGCAUCUAUCCGAUGUACGAUUAUGCGCACGGGCAGAGCGAUUCGAUCGAGAAGGUUACGCAUUCGAUCUGUACGCUCGAAUUCGAUGUGCACCGGCCGCUGUACGACUGGUUUAUCGAGAAGUUGGAUAUCUAUCCGAGCCAUCAGUACGAGUUUGCGCGUUUGAACCUGACCUAUACGAUGAUGAGCAAGCGGAAACUGUUGCAGUUGGUGCGGCAGGGCACCGUGAUGGGUUGGGACGAUCCGCGUAUGCCGACGAUCUGCGCGUUGCGGCGUCGGGGUUAUACGCCGGAGAGCGUGCGAAUGUUCGCCGAUAAGGUGGGCGUGGCUAAGCGGGAUAACGUGAUCGACCUCGGACUGCUCGAAUUCUGCGUCCGGGAAGACUUGAAUAAACGGGCUCGGCGGCGCAUGGCCGUGUUGGACCCGAUCCGCGUGGUGAUUACCAAUUAUCCGGAAGAGAAAACCGAAACGGUCGAUUGUAUCAAUAAUCCGGAGGACGAAACGGCCGGGAAACGGGAAGUUCCGUUCGGGCGGGAGAUCUAUAUUGAGCGCGACGAUUUUAUGGAAAAUCCUCCCAAGAAAUAUUACCGUCUCUCUCCGGGCGGCGAAGUGCGGCUCAGGUACGCCUAUUUGAUCCGGUGCGACGAAGUGAUCAGGAUGCCGACGGCAAGGUGGUCGAACUGCGUUGUGAAGGGGGUGAUCCACUGGGUUUCGGCGCGGCAUGCGGUUCCGGCCGAAGUGCGACUGUUCGACCGCUUGUUCGUCAAAGAGGAUAUGAACGACAUCGAGGAGGGGAAGACGUUCGAGGAUUACCUGAAUCCCGAUUCGCUGAAGACCGUAACCGGAUAUCUCGAACCUUCGCUGAACGAAGCUGCGGAAGGAGAUACUUUCCAGUUCGAACGGUUGGGUUAUUUCUGCGUGGACAGAGAUUCCACGGCGGCUGGGAAAGUAUUCAACCGUACCGUUACGUUGAAAGACAGUUGGGCUAAAAUGGCUGCCAAAUAA
Molecule: messenger RNA, 1143 nt
Organism: Mycena citricolor
Lineage: Eukaryota; Fungi; Basidiomycota; Agaricomycetes; Agaricales; Mycenaceae
Source: the annotation of a GenBank genome assembly